AUAAGCCAUGGCUCAAAAGAUGGAGGUCAAAUCUGUUAUCUCUGGAGACUCUCUUGUUUUGCGUGAAGCACAAGGCAAUCCCCCGAAGGAACGAGUCUUGCAUUUAGCAGACAUAUCUGCACCUCGUAUGGGAAGCUCGGCACGCGAAGACGAGCCAUGGGCAUACGAAGCACGCGAAUACUUGCGCGCUCGAGUCGUGGGCAAGCCCGUCACGUUCACCGUCGCCCACUCGCUGCCCUCCAACGACGACACGCCCCGCGACAUUGGUUCUGCAGAGAUGCAGGGUGUUGACAUAACAACGCAACUUCUCAAAGCCGGCUGGGCCAAGCUUAAGGAGAUGAAGCGUGAGCCUACCGAGGCCGACCUCAAGAAGCGCGACCUCGAAGCGGAGGCGAAAGCUGCCGGUAAAGGCAUCUGGAACCCUCAUGGUCCCAUGGCCCGCAAAGUGCUCUACAUGAUGCCCGAGGACUCACAGGGCUUCAUCACCGAGUGGAAGGGCAAGUCCGUCGACGGUAUCGUUGAGCAGGUCAAGGACGGCUCGACUCUACGCGUUCGCUUGCUCCUACCAGACGGCGAUCAUCAGCUCGUCAACAUAACUCUUGCAGGAGUGCGCUCUCCUCGUGUUGCCAGCAAGCCGGACGAGACGUCAGAACCUUAUGGGGAAGAGGCCAAAUUCUUCACCGAGACGCGUCUUCUUCAACGCCAGAUCACGGUACAGCUCCUGUCAUUGCCUAAUGCUACCGCGACCCCCUUCCAAAGCUCUGCUAACGCGGCACCGGCACCGGCGAGCAUCUUCAUCGGAACUGCGCUGCACGCGCAAGGUGGCAACAUCGCAGAGCACCUCGUCGCGAACGGUCUUGCCCGUGUUGUCGACUGGCACGCGGGUAUGCUCGCUGCGGGCGGCGGGAUGGAACGUCUCCGACAGGCAGAACGUGCCGCGAAAGAGAAGCGCCUGAAGCUCUACGCGAACGCACCUGCACCCGCCGCAAAGGCAAACGGCCCGGUUACCAACGGCAGCACGCGUACUUUUGAUGCCGUCGUGACACGCGUAUGGAGCGGAGACCAGAUCUCCGUCGCGGAGCGCGAUUCGAGCAAAGAGCGCAGAAUACAGCUCAGUUCAACGCGUGCACCGAAGCAAACUGACCCUCGACAGGCGCAUUACGCCCUCGAAGCGCGCGAGUUCUUGAGGAAGAAGCUCACUGGCAAGCACGUCAAGGUACAUGUUGACUUCAUUCGCCCGGCCGAAGGCGAGUUCGAGGAGCGUGAAUGUGCAACUGUUCGCUAUGGCAGCCAGAAUGCGAACAUUGCCGAGCAAAUCAUCGAGAAGGGUUUUGCGACUGCGCUCCGCCAUAAGCGUGACGACGAGGACCGCUCGCCAGAUUACGACAAGCUGAUGGCCGCUGAGCAAGCUGCUGCUGCGGAGGGACGCGGCGUGCACUCUGGCAAAGAGUUUCCGCCACCAAAACAACUCAACAUCUCCGAGAGCCACAACCGUGCUGCGCCUUUCGUUAACAGCUUCAAGCGCCAGGGUCGUAUAGCAGGCGUUGUCGACUACGUAUCAUCUGGCUCUCGUUUCAAAAUCCUCAUCCCCAAGGACAACCAGGUGCUAACCCUCGUCCUCGGAGGUAUCCGCGCGCCACGCACCGCUCGCAACGCGUCAGAAAAGUCCGAGCCCUACGGUCAAGAAGCGUACGACUUCUCGUACCGCCGGUACAUGCAACGUGACGCGGAAUUUGAGAUUCACGACGUCGACAAGUCCGGCGGCUUCAUUGGCGCGCUGCACUUCAACAAAACAGAAAACGUCGCUGUGACCUUGGUGCGCGAGGGCCUCGCAAGCGUACACUCGUACUCCGCGGACAGCCUUCCCUGGUCAAGGCAGUUGUAUGACGCCGAGGAGGAGGCCAAGAAGGCGAAACGCAACAUGUGGGGAGACUACGACGAGGAGGCGGAGCAAGCUGCCCAGGUCCCACAAGAACAGGACGACGGAGCGCUCAAGCCCGAAUAUCAGGACGUGAUCAUCAGCGACGUCCGCGUCGGACCACACGGCCUCAACUUCUCCGUGCAGAUCCUGAACACCGAGGGCAUCGCGUCGCUCGAGAAGCUCAUGCGCGAGUUCUCGCUGCACCACAAGACCAUCGCCCCAACGGCGGGUUUCGCACCGAAGAGCGGCGACCUCGUAUCUGCCAAGUUUAGCGAUGGGCAGUGGUACCGCGCCAAGGUCCGGCGGGCGUCGGCGGUCAAGAAGGAGGCGGAGCUGACAUUCAUCGACUACGGCAACCAAGACACGGUUGGGUUCGCGAACAUUCGGCCACUCGAUGCACGGUUCCGUGCGUUGCCGGGCCAGGCGCAUGAUGCGCGCCUGAGCUUUAUCAAGCUGGUCGGGUCUGAGAGCGAAUACCAUACCGAGGCGAUGGACCGUUUCCGCCAGCUAUGUGAGAGCCGGAAGCUCGUCGCAAACACGGACUACCGCGAGGGUCCGCUACGGCACCUGCGGCUGAUGGACUUGGAAGAGCACGGUGCCGACCCGCUCGCGUCAAUCAACGUGGAGCUUCUGCGAGACGGCUUCGCGACAAUCGACCGCAAGGGGUGCAAGUACCUGCAGGCAUACCCGCAGGUGCUAAAGCGGAUGCAAGAGGCGAUCAACGCGGCGAAGAAGGACAGACUCGGAAUCUUCGAGUUUGGUGAUGUUGAGGAGGAUGAUUAGAUGUGCUUGGCGUUAUUCUAACUCAGGGCCCUGUGUUUGGUUCACGGGCUCGAGACGAAAUGAGAACCACCGCUGACUAGUUUUUGCAUUUAUACCAUUUAUACCAGGGAGAUGAGGGGACGUGUAGCUGUUGGGAGACAUUGUCUACCAGACGUGCGCGUGGAAAUGGAUCAUUGUACAAGGAAGCCGAUGCGAACGUCACACUCGUACCGCGGGCUCGGCCACUAACCCGAGAGAGUGAAAAAGCCAGAGCAAGCCGUUAUCGAAAGUGAGUCACCGCGGGCCGUUUUCGCGACGCUGUGCUUGAGCAGGCUUCAAAGUGAUUUGAUCUUCCCUCUAUGGAGGUUCAUUUGAUCUUGAUGCUUGAGGCCUGAGGCCUGAGGGC
Molecule: messenger RNA, 3089 nt
Organism: Phanerochaete carnosa HHB-10118-sp
Lineage: Eukaryota; Fungi; Basidiomycota; Agaricomycetes; Polyporales; Phanerochaetaceae
Exons: 13
Coding region: 8-2704 (898 amino acids)
Biological process (GO): regulatory ncRNA-mediated gene silencing; mRNA catabolic process
Cellular component (GO): cytosol; nucleus; RISC complex
Molecular function (GO): RNA binding; nuclease activity
Source: RefSeq, a predicted model, not a curated record